ACGUACACAUACAAAGCACAUAACACAGUUUUGGAGAAGAAGAUUAUAGAGAAUAUAGAGCGAGCGUCAAAAAAAAGAUAAAGCUGCAGAGAGAAAAAGGCUAUGGCAGGACCAGAACAAGUGAAGGCAGUGGGAGCCGAGGGAAUGAAGGUUCCUUCCCCGGGGCAGCACUCGACUGAGGUACUCCACCAGCGUAGAAAACUGCCAUUCUGUCCGGUGAGAAUGGCCAUUGGUGGCUUUGCCAUCACCGCCGCCCUCGGUUUCUUGGUCUUGUACUCCAAGAAGAAGCCGGAAGCCUCCGCCGCCGACGUUGCCAAAGUUGUCGUCGGAGUUGCCCAUCCAGAAAACACCCACCCACGCCAUUAGAUAUCCAUCUUCAUUCAUAAUAAUUUCAUAUGCCUGGUUUUAUCUUCUUUUUUUGUUGCCUGAAGAUGUAGCACAAAUAAAGCCUCCAUUAUGUGCUAUACGAUGGGUCUC
Molecule: messenger RNA, 477 nt
Organism: Corylus avellana
Lineage: Eukaryota; Viridiplantae; Streptophyta; Magnoliopsida; Fagales; Betulaceae
Source: RefSeq, a predicted model, not a curated record